Molecule: messenger RNA, 12364 nt
Organism: Sorex araneus (European shrew)
Lineage: Eukaryota; Metazoa; Chordata; Mammalia; Eulipotyphla; Soricidae
Gene: AKAP9
Product: A-kinase anchoring protein 9
Exons: 50
Coding region: 137-11857 (3906 amino acids)
Biological process (GO): positive regulation of peptidyl-serine phosphorylation; regulation of Golgi organization; maintenance of centrosome location
Cellular component (GO): synaptic membrane; Golgi stack; cis-Golgi network
Molecular function (GO): potassium channel regulator activity; molecular adaptor activity; protein kinase A regulatory subunit binding
Source: RefSeq, a predicted model, not a curated record
GUCAGGCGCGGCCCUGCUGCUUCCUGCGCCGCGGCGCCGACAGCCCGCGUAGCUCCUUGGCCGCGGAGCGUUCCUUUUCGGUCCCCGACCCCGUCUCUCUCCCUGUCGUCUCUCCGUAGCCUGCCCUGCAGAGGCCAUGGAGGACGAGGAGAGGCAGAAGAAGCUGGAGGCCGGCAAAGCGAAGCUUGCCCAGUUUCGACUAAAGAAAGCUCAAUCUGAUGGGCAGACUCCUAAGAAGCAGAAAAAGAAGAGGAAAACUUCAAGCAGUAAAAAUGAUGUGUCAGCAUAUCCUGCUUCGAAUAUUGAGCAAUCACAGAAUGAGGAGAUGUGCUUAAGUAGUUCUCAGAGGAUAGAACCAACAGUGACUCCGGGAUCUGCAGUGCAAACUCUGCACAGUGGAGAAAUAACCAAACAUGACCUGGUCUUUUCUGUUGAGCCCGAAAGUGAAAUCUCAACUACAGCAGAUGAUUACAGUUCAGAGGUAAAUGGUUGCAGUUUUUUUGUGAGAACAGAAAAGCCUACAAAUUUAUUAAGGGAUAAAGAAUUUGGAGUUGAUGACUCUUCCUCUGAACAUGGAGCACAGUACAGUCAGACCCACCUAGAGAUGAUGGAAAAUGAGCUGGCUGGGAAGCAGCAUGAGAUUGAGGAGCUAAAUAGAGAGCUAGAAGAAAUGAGGGCCACUUAUGGUUCUGAAGGACUACAGCAGUUGCAAGAAUUUGAAGCUGCUAUUAAACAAAGAGAUGGUAUCAUAACCCAGCUCACUGCUAAUUUACAACAAGCCAGAAGAGAAAAGGAUGAGACAAUGAGAGAAUUUCUGGAACUGACAGAACAAAGUCAAAAAUUGCAGAUUCAAUUCCAGUAUUUACAUGCUAGUGAAACUCUGAGAAACAGCACUCACAGUAACACAGCUGCAGAUUUACUACAAGCCAAACAACAGAUCCUCACUCAUCAGCAACAGCUGGAAGAACAAGACCAUUUAUUAGAAGAUUAUCAAAAGAAGAAAGAGGACUUCAAAAUGCAAAUUAACUUCUUACAAGAGAAAAUUAGAGCUUGUGAAAUGGAACAAGAUAAAAAAGCAGAAAGCUCAAAUAAAGAAAUACUGGAAAAGGAGACUAUUAUUAAAGAAUUAAAUAUAAGAUUAAUAGAAGAAGAAAAAAAAACUCUUGAGCUAAAGGGUAAAGUAACAACUGCUGACAAAUUACUAGAGGAAUUACAAGAAGAUGUUCUAAAGAAGAAUCAAGAGAUCAAAAACAUGAAGGUAGAGCUGACUAAUUCCAAGCAAAAAGAAAGACAGUGUUCUGAGGAAAUAAAACAGUUAAUGGGGACAGUUGAAGAACUUCAGAAGAAAAAUCAUAAAGGUAGCCAAUUUGAAACUGAUGUCCUACAAAGAGUGGAACAAGAAACAGAAAGAAAAUUAGAACAACUUCGAGCAGAGUUGGAUGAGAUGUAUGGGCAGCAGAUAGUACAAAUGAAACAAGAAUUAAUAAAACAACACAUGUCAGAGAUACAUGAACUUAAUACACGACAUAAGGAAGGACUAGAGAAUGCUUUAAAAUCAUAUUCAAAUAUUACAGUUAAUGAAGAUCAAGUAAAGUUAAUGAAUGUGGCAAUAAAUGAACUGAAUAUAAAACUACAAGAUAGUAAUUCUCAAAAAGAAAAACUCAAGGGAGAGCUGGCUGUAAUUUUGGAAGAAAAGUCUUCGCAACAGAGACAGCUUGAAGAUCUUUUAGAAGAAUUAAGCUUUUCAAGAGACCAAAUUCAGAGAGCUAGACAGACAAUAGCUGAACAAGAAAGUAAACUCAAUGAAGCACGUAAAUCCCUUAGUACUGUGGAAGAUUUGAAGGCUGAGAUUGUUUCUGCAUCCGAAUCCAGGAAGGAACUUGAAUUAAAACAUGAAGCAGAGGUUACAAAUUACAAAAUAAAACUUGAAAUGUUGGAAAGAGAAAAAGAUGCUGUGUUAGACAGAAUGGCUGAGUCACAAGAAGCUGAGUUAGAGAGACUAAGGACACAGCUUCUCUUUAGUCAUGAAGAAGAACUUUCAAAGCUGAAAGAAGAUUUAGAAGUUGAACAUCGAAUAAAUAUUGAAAAACUUAAAGAAAACUUAGGCAUUCACUAUAAACAGCAGAUAGAUGACUUACAGAAUGAAAUGAGUGCUAAGAUGGAAACCAUGCAGUUUGAAAAAGACAGUUUGAUAACUAAACAGAAUCAAUUAAUUUUUGAAAUUUCAAAGCUAAAAGAUUUGCAGCAGUCCCUUGUGAAUUCAAAAUCAGAGGAAAUGACUCUUCAAAUCAAUGAGCUUCAGAAAGAAAUUGAAAUACUCAGACAAGAGGAAAACGAAAAGGGUACACUUGAACAAGAAGUUCAAGAAUUACAACUUAAAACUGAAUUAUUGGAAAAACAAAUGAAGGAAAAAGAGGAUGAUCUUCAAAAAAAAUUUGCACAGCUUGUAUCAGAGAAUAGCAUUCUUAAAGAUGAAAAGAAUGCCCUUGAAAACAUGUUGAAAAUAUACACUCCUGGUAAUCAGGAAGAAGGGUUAAUUUUCACAGACUCCACUAAAUCCAAAAUGAAAGACUCUAGCUGGCAAAAAGAAAUUGAAAUACUUGCAGAGGAAAAUGAGGACCUCAAAAAGCAAUGUAUUAAACUAAAUGAAGAGAUUGAAAAGCAAAAGAACACUUUUUCCUUUGCUGAAAAAAAUUUUGAAGUUAAUUAUCAAGAGUUACAGGAGGAUUAUGCGUGCCUUCUUAAGGUGAAAACUGAUUUAGAAGAUAGUAAAAAUAAGCAAGAAGUAGAGUAUAAAAAUCAGCUUAAAGCACUUAGUGAAGAGCUUCAUCAUUUGCAAAGAAAUCCAACUGUUCUCAAAAUGAAAAGUGCAGUCUUUGAUGAUGACAAAGCUUUUAUCACAGAAUCCUUGGAAAUUGGCGAGGUUGUUGAGAAAGAUACAACAGAACUAAUGGAAAAACUUGAAGUAACAAAACGGGAAAAGUUAGAACUCUCAGAGAAACUGUCUAAUCUUUCUGAACAAUUAAAACAGAAACAUGAUGAGAUUGGGUUUCUAAGUGAAGAAGUUAAAUCUUUAAAGCAAGAGAAAGAGCAAGUUAUGUUGAGAUGUAGAGAGCUAGAAAUCAUACUUGACCAUAAUAGGACAGAAAAUAUAAGUGUAUGUGAUGGUCAGUUAAGUUCUUUAAAAGAUGGAGUUCUGACUUUGACAAGCAGUGAUUCUGGAAGUACAUUUUCUAAGAUAAAUAGCAAUCUUGGCAAACAACCCAAAAAAAUGGAGAAUGAUGACAUACCUUUGGAAACUAUGACUGUUGUGAAAGUAAGCAAUCAAGAACAGUUGAUUUUGGAUCAUUUUCCUGCAGUGACACAUGAAUCAUCACUUCGUUCUGUGGUGCCAAAUGAAAAUGUUAAACUUCAAAGGGAACUCAGCAUACUUAAAUCAGAACAGAACGAUUUAAAACUGCAGAUGGAAGCUCAGCGCAUAUGCCUUUCUCUGGUUUAUUCAACCCAUGUGGAUCAGGUUCGUGAAUAUAUGGAAAAUGAGAAAGAUAAAGCUCUUUGCAAUCUUAAAGAAGAACUUGUUUUUGCUCAAGAGGAAAAGAUCAAGGAACUUCAGAAAGCACACCAGCUAGAGCUGCAAAAUAUAAAAACACAAGAAACAGGUGAUGAUGUUAAAACUUUACAAAUGCUUAUUGGAAAGCUUCACAAGGCAGUUUCUGAAGAAUGUUCUCAUUUUACACAGGCUUUUUGCAGUGUCUUCAGUGAUCGCUAUAUUCCCACUUCAAAAUGUAAAGAAGAUGUAGAAGAGAGAGCAAGUCCUGGUAUUAAUUCUGAAAACCAAGAACUAGAAUUGCAAGGCUUUAGAUGUGAAGUUCGAGAUGUUCAAGAAAACAUGCAAGAGCUUCUCACCAGAGUGACACAAGAAUACAACAAACUCUUGGUACUUCGGACAAGAUUAAGUAAGAUUCAAAGGCAGCAGAAGGAUGAUGUGAAAUUUGAAUUUACUGAAGAUGAUCUACCAGAAGAGGAAACAGAGUUUUUGGCCACCUAUUCUCAGAUGUCCAACUUUCAAGACAUUGAUGUCAGUCAUACAAGCAAAUUAUCUUCUCUACAAGAUAUCAAAAUUAAACAUCUUGAAGAACAAAUUCAAGAAUUAGAAAACUCCUUAUCUUCUGUGAACCAGCGAUUAAAAGAAACAGAAGACAAUCAUGCGGUAGAGAUCCACUGUUUGCACCAAAGGCUUCAACAUGCCAGUGAGGCCACAGUUCCACCAAGCUUCUCCAUUGAUUCAAAGGUAAUUACUGAAUCUGAUGCAUGGGAAACAAAAUACCCUGGAAGUUGUCUGAAAGAAAAUAUUGGUGGUACAGUAGAGUUUUCUGAUGAAUUUGGAGUGAAACAGGAAGCACAUACAGCUAAGUUGCUGGAAAAGCAGUACCAAGAACGAUUAGAAGAAGAAGUAGCUAAGGUUAUUGUGUCAAUGAGUAUAGCAUUUGCUCAGCAGACAGAACAAUCGAGACUAUCCAGGGAAAAAGAAGUCCCACUGUCACUAAAACAACCACAAACUCUCUGUCAGCAAGAAAACCAAAAUUAUUUAGAAGAAAUAAAAUUGUCACAAGGUCAAGUUAGUUUUCAGACUCCUGUGGCAACAGACAUGAAAUUUAAAGAUGAAUUUAAACCACUUAGUAAAGAAUUAAGAGAAGAUGGGAAAGAGGUUCUUUUAUCAAAUCAUGCUAAUAUCAGUGCCUCAGAGUCAAAGGACUAUGAACUGACUAUUUCAGAAGAACUGUACUCCAAAGAGAAAACAUGUGUAGCUAGAGAAAUGAGUCAUGGUGAGAUUUUGGUAUCAAAUAUGGAUGCUUCUAGACAACUAAUGUUAAAUGAAGAACAGCUGGAAGAUAUGAGGCAGGAACUUGUACGACAGUACCAGGAGCAUCAGCAGGCAACAGAACUGUUGAGGCAAGCACACAUGCGCCAAAUGGAGAGACAGCGAGAAGACCAAGAGCAGCUUCAAGAAGAGAUUAAGAGACUGAAUAGACAGUUAGCCCAGAGAUCCUCAAUAGAUAAUGAAAACCUGGUUUCAGAAAGAGAGAGGGUGCUUUUAGAGGAGCUGGAAGCAUUAAAGCAACUAUCCCUAGCUGGAAGAGAGAAGUUGUGUUGUGAGCUGCGCAACAGCAGUACGCAAACACAGAAUGGAAAUGAAAACCAAGGGGAAGUUGAAGAACAGACUGUAAAAGAGAAGGAAUUGGAUAGAAAAUCUGAAGAUCUGGCUCCUGAUACUCUGUCCAAUGAAAGAUAUGCACUCCAGAAAGCUAACAACAGACUUCUGAAGGUCCUCUUAGAAGUUGUAAAGACAACGGCAGCUGUAGAAGAAACAAUUGGUCGUCAUGUCCUUGGUAUUCUAGAUAGAUCCAAUAAAGGCCAGUCAUCCGUCAGCCCGAUUUGGAGGUCAGAAGCAGAGGCACCCAUGAAGUCAUGUAUCCAUGAAGCACACUCGGGAGUUACAGAUGAUUCUAUACCCUCUUACUCUGCAAGUGACAUCCCAAGAAAUGACAGUAGCAUGUGGUCGACGGUAACUGAGGAAGGAACAGAACUCUCACAACGACUUAUAAGGAGUGGUUUUACUGGGACAGAAGUAGACCCUGAAAAUGAAGAACUUAUGUUGAAUAUCAGCUCUCGGCUACAAGCAGCAGUUGAAAAACUCCUAGAAGCCAUAAGUGAAACAAGUAGUCAGCUUGAACAUGCAAAAGUUACACAGACUGAGUUGAUGCGUGAGUCAUUCAGACAGAAACAGGAAACAGCAGACUCCCUUAAGUGCCAAGAAGAACUGCGAGAGCGCCUUCACGAGGAGUCCAGGGCCAGAGAACAGCUGGCUGUGGAACUCAGUAAGGCUGAAGGUAUCAUUGAUGGCUAUGCAGAUGAAAAAACUCUUUUUGAAAGGCAAAUUCAGGAAAAAACUGAUAUAAUAGAUCGUCUUGAGCAGGAGUUGUUAUGUGCAGGUAACAGGUUACAAGAAUUGGAAGCAGAGCAGCAGCAGAUUCAAGAAGAAAGAGAAUUACUGUCCAGACAGAAGGAGGCUAUGAAGGCAGAGGCAGGCCCCGUGGAACAGCAAUUGCUACAGGAAACAGAAAAAUUAAUGAAGGAAAAAUUGGAAGUACAGUGCCAAGCCGAAAAAGUAUGUGAUGACCUUCAAAAACAAGUGAAAGCUCUAGAAAUAGAUGUCGAGGAACAAGUUAGUAGAUUCAUAGAGCUGGAACAAGAGAAAAAUGCUGAGCUAAUGGAUGUAAGACAGCAAAACCAAGCACUGGAAAAGCAAUUAGAAAAAAUGAGAAAAUUUUUAGAUGAACAAGCCAUUGAUAGGGAACAUGAAAGAGAUGUUUUCCAACAAGAAAUACAGAAAUUGGAACAGCAGCUUAAGGUUGUACCUCGAUUCCAGCCUGUCAAUGAACAGCAAACUACAGAGGUUGAACAGUUAACAAAUCAUCUGAAAGAAAAAACAGACAAAUGCAGUGAACUUUUGCUCUCUAUAGAGCAAUUUCAGAGGGAUAUACAGGAGAGGAAUGAAGAAAUUGAGAAAUUGGAAUUUAGAAUUAGGGAAUUAGAACAAGCCUUACUCAACAGUACAGAUACUUUUCAAAAGGUGGAAGACCAAAAACAGUUUGGGGUGAUAGAAAGUAAAGCAGAUUUGUCUCUAGAAGUACAAUUACAGGCUGAGCGAGAUGCCAUAGACAGAAAGGAGAAAGAGAUCACUAACUUAGAAGAACAAUUAGAGCAAUUCAGAGAAGAACUAGAAAAUAAGAAUGAAGAAGUUCAACAACUACAUAUGCAAUUGGAAAUACAAAAAAAGGAAUCUACUACCCGUCUACAAGAACUUGAACAAGAAAACAAGUUGUUUAAGGAUGAAAUGGAGAAACUAGGAUUUGCCAUAAAGGAAUCUGAUGCUAUUUCUACUCAUGAUCAGCAUGCGCUAUUUGGGAAAUUUGUUCAAUUAAUGCAGGAAAAAGAGGUAGAAAUUGGCCAAUUGAAUGAUCAGAUUACAAAACUUCAACAUCAGCUUGAAAUUACAACAGAUAAUAAGAUUAUUGAAGAAAAAAAUGAACUGAUAAGAAAUCUUGAAAACCAAAUAGAAUGUUUGAUGAUCGAUCAAGAACGUGUAAAGAAAAACAGAGACGAAGAAAUUGAGCAGCUCAAUGAAGUGAUUGAAAAGCUUCAACAAGAAUUAGCAAAUAUUGAACAGAAGGCAUCACUGGAUGCUAAUUCUUUCCCAGAAGAGGCAGAUAGUUUAAAACAUCAAUUGGAUAUGGUAACAGCGGAAAAACUGGCUUUGGAACAACAAGUAGAAACUACUAAUGAAGAAAUGGCCUUAACAAAAAAUGUGCUAAAAGAAACAAAUGUUAAAGUGAACCAGCUAACACAAGAAUUAUGCAACUUAAAGAAAGAACGUGAAAAUGUGGGGAAAAUCCAGAGUGUACCAGAAAAAAAUACUCACAUAGAUGUGGAUGUUCUGCACAAAAACAAAUCUGAACUGGAUGUAGACCUCACUCAGAAUGCUCUGACACCUCUGGAAAAUCAGACUUACCUCAAAUCUUUGGAAGAAAGUAGCCGAAUUUCCAUAAACAGUUUUGAAAUAAAGGUGCUACAACUUGAGAACACUGUGAGUGCAAAAGACUUAGAACUUACACAGUGUUAUAAACAAAUAAAGGACUUGCAAGAGCAAGGCCAAUCUGAAGCAGAAAUGCUUAAAAGGAAGAUUAUAAACUUACAGAAUAUACUUGAAGAAAAGGUCGCUGCUGCUCUUGUGAGUCAAGUCCAACUUGAAGCAUUUAAGGAGUAUGCAAAAGUCUAUCAAGAAAAGCAAGCAGUUUCAUUAGAACCAAAAAAACCAAGUAUACAGACUUUAGAUCAAUUAACAGACAAUGAGAUGGUGUUAGAUGUAUCAGCAUUAACCUUAAGGAUAUCAGAACUAGAAAGCCAAAUUGUUGAAAUGCAGACAAGCUUGAUUGUAGAAAAAGAACAGGUUGAAAUUGCAGAGAAAAAGGCUAUGGAAAAAGAGAAGAAGCUUCUAGAGCUACAGAAGCUAUUGGAGGGCAAUGAGAAAAUACCAAAAAAUAUAGAAAGGAAAAGAAGUCCUCAAGGAGAUGUUGAAGUUCUCAAGACUACCACUGAACUAAUUCAAAACAAUGAGGAAAGUGAAUUAUUUGGUCAGCUCGAGGCAGUUCGAGCUGAAUCAGCAGCUAACAAGGAAGAACUUGCCAGUUACAAAAAGAAGGCAGAAACACUACAAGAAGAGCUUUUGUUAAGAGAAAGAAAAGUGGAAUCCCUCCAGAAAGAAUUAAAUGAAGUUAGUGAUCAACUAACAGAGGCAGAAGAGAAAUUAGCCUCCUUCUUAGAAAAAGAAGAUAAGACUGAGGUACAAGAAAGCAGAAAGUUCUGCAUAUUAGAGCCACUUCCUAUUAAAGUGGUUAAAAGCGCUGCAUCCCAGACCAGUGGGACAGUCAAAGUCAGUAGCAGCGAUCACACUCCAGAAAUUCUUGUUAGAAAUGCAGGAAUUCAAAUUGAUUUACAGAGUGACUGUUAUUCAGAAGAAGUCAGUGAAAUAAUCAGUCAGUUUACUGAAAAAAUUGAGCAAAUGCAUGAACUACAUGCUGCUGAAAUUUUGGACAUGGAAUCCAGGCAUAUUUCAGAAACUGAGACCUUAAAGAGGGAACACUAUGUUGCUAUUCAGUUACUGACAGAGGAAUGUGGUACCUUGAAGGCAGUGAUACAGUGCCUGACAUCUAAAGAGGGAUCCACAAUUCCUGAAGUAACACAUUCUGAUGCUUACCAAGCCAAAGACGUUUGUUCCAGUGUAGAUUCUGGAUCAGACUGGGGUCAAGGAAUUUAUCUUACACAAAGUCAAGGAUUUGAUACAGCAUCAGAAGACCGAAGAGAAGAAGGUGAAAGUUCAACAGAUUCAUUUCCAAAGAAAAUAAAGGGAUUACUCAGAGCUCUGCAUAAUGAAGGCAUGCAGGUGCUCUCUCUCACUGAGUCUCCCUAUAGCGACGGAGAGGACCAUUCUGCUCAGCAAGUUUCAGAGGCUUGGCUAGAAGAAAGAAGAGCUUACCUCAGUACAAUCUCAUCCCUUAAGGAUUUGAUUGCUAAAAUGCAAAUGCAUAGAGAAGCAAAGGUUUACGAGAAUUCUCAUCCUCACGAGAGCUUGACAGACUGGCGAACUGAACUUCUUCUUGCCCUUCAGCAAGUUUUCUUGAAAGAGCGCAAUGUCUUACUGGCUGCCUUUCAAACCGAGUUGACAGCUCUAGGUACUAGAGAUGCAGUUGCAUUAUUCAGCUGUUUGGAACAUAGAAUCAAAGAACAGGGUAUUGAAUAUCAGGAAGUUAUGGAAUGGCUGCAGAGUGCAGAUAGGAGGAGUUUGUUAUCUGAAAUUCAAGCACUGCAUGACCAAAUAAAUGGUAGGAAAGUGAUUUUGAAAAGAGAGCAAGAAAGUGAUCAAUCAAACCAAGAUGUCUUAGAAUAUAAUAUGCAACAUAAGCAGUCACAGAUACUGGAGAUGCAAGUGGAGCUCAGCAGUGUGAAAGACAGAGCUACAGAACUGCAGGAGCAGCUGAGUUCUGAGAAAAUGGUGGUUGCUGAACUGAAGAAUGAACUUGCACAAACUAAACUGGAGCUGGAGACAACACUCAAGGCACAACAUAAGCACCUAAAGGAGUUAGAGGCAUUCAGGUUGGAAGUUAAAGAUAAAACAGAUGAAGUACAUUUGCUUAAUGACACAUUAGUAAAUGAGCAGAAAAAAUCUAGAGAGCUUCAGUGGGCUUUGGAGAAAGAAAAAGCCAAAAUAGGACGCAGUGAAGAGCGCGAUAAAGAAGAGCUUGAGGAUCUGAAAUUUUCACUUGAGGGUCAGAAACAAAGAAAUAUUCAACUAAAUCUACUUCUGGAACAACAGAAACAGUUACUAAACGAAUCACAGCAGAAAAUAGAAUCACAAAGAGUGCUGCAUGAUGCCCAGUUAUCAGAAGAACGAGGUCGAAACUUAGAGCUUCAAGUACUUCUUGAAUCAGAGAAAAUUCGGAUUCAGGAAAUGAGUAGUACCUUGGAGAGAGAGCGGGAAUUGCAUGCCCAGCUGCAGAGCUGUGAUGAGAGUGGGCAGCCUUGGCCCACCUUACCCUCUGAGAAUAUCCUUAAGGAUCUACAAAAACAAUUAGAGGAAAAGCACAGUCGCAUAGUAGAAUUGCUAAAUGAAACUGAGAAAUAUAAGCUGGAUUCUUUGCAAGCAAGACAACAGAUGGAAAAGGAUAGGCAGGUUCACAAAAAGACAUUGCAGACAGAACAAGAGGCCAACACUGAGGGACAGAAAAAAAUGCAUGAGCUCCAGUCAAAAGUGGAAGACCUUCAGCGCCAGCUAGAAGAAAAAAGGCAACAGGUCUAUAAGUUAGACCUUGAAGGGAAACGAUUGCAAGGAAUUAUGCAGGAAUUCCAGAAGCAAGAACUAGAAAGAGAAGAAAAAAGAGAAAACAGAAGAAUUCUGUAUCAGAAUCUUAAUGAGCCAAGCACAUGGAGUUUAACAAAUGAUCGAACUAGAAAUUGGGUUCUUCAGCAAAAAAUAGAAGGACAGACAAAUGAAUCAAGCUACCCUAAACUGAUUGAAAUGAACGGAGGAAGCAGUGACUUUAAUCAUGAGUUAGAAAUGAUCAGACAAAAGCUUCAACGUGUGGCUGUAAUACUACAGCAGCUUGCCCAGAAAGCAUCUGACAGACUACAGUUUGAAACAGUAGAUGACGAAAAUUUCAUUUGGGUUCAAGAAAGUAUCGAUGGAGUUAUUUUAGAGCUGCAAAAAUUUACCGGGCAACCAAGUGAAGAGCCUAGCUUAGUGUCCCCAAGUACUUCUUGUGGCUCAUUGAUGGAACGACUACUGAGACAAAAUGCUGAGCUGACAGGACAUAUCAGUCAACUGACCGAAGAAAAGAAUGAUUUAAGAAAUACGGUUAUGAAGCUAGAAGAGCAGAUCAGGUGGUAUCGACAGACAGGAGCUGGCAGAGAUUGUUCUUCUAGGUUUCCAUUCGCUGGCGGUGCCAACAUCGAAGCCAUCAUUGCUUCUGAAAAAGAAGUCUGGAGUAGAGAAAGGUCGACGCUCCAAAAAUCCUUGAAAAGGGCAGAGGCUGAAGUAUACAAAUUGAAAGCUGAACUAAGAAAUGAAGCAUUACUUCAGAACUUGAGUCCCGACUCUGAACAUUAUGCUUUAAAGAGAAUUUAUGGUAAAUACCUGAGAGCAGAAAGUUUUCGGAAAGCUCUUAUUUACCAGAAGAAAUACCUGCUGCUAUUACUGGGUGGUUUCCAGGAAUGUGAAGACGCCACCCUGGCUCUCCUUGCCCGAAUGGGGGGUCAGCCAGCCUUCACAGAUCUUGAGGUGAUCACCAACCGUCCAAAGGGCUUCACCAGGUUUCGGUCAGCUGUCAGAGUGUCCCUGGCAAUUUCAAGGAUGAAAUUUUUGGUUCGACGGUGGCACCGAGUCACAAGUUCUGGUUCUAUCAAUAUUAACAGGGAUGGCUUUGGACUGAAUCCAGGUACUGAAAAGACUGACCCAUUUUAUCAUUCUUCUGGGGGGCUGGAGCUAUAUGGAGAACCAAGACAUGCCACAUACCGCUCAAGAUCAGAUUUGGAUUAUCCUCGGUCUCCUUUACCAUUUCAAAAUAGGUACCCAGGCCCUCCGGCUGAUUUAAAUCCUGGUUCCCUAGCAUGCUCUCAGCUUCAGAACUAUGAUCCUGACAGGGCGCUGACAGAUUAUAUUACUCGCCUAGAAGCACUGCAGAGACGACUUGGAACUGUACAGUCAGGUUCAGUUCAGUUUCAUGCUGGCAUGAGAAGAUAAUCCUUUGAAACAUCAUGAAUCAAAAUGAUUUUGAACAAAUUACCUUUUGUAAAUCAACGGCUAUUUUGUCCUUUUGUAUUGUGGAUAUUCAAUGGGACCAAUACGAACACAGCUUAUGAUUGUAUACAAAUCCUUUGCCAGCACAUGAAAACAAACUGGAAUUUGUACAUAUGAAAAUUGUGUGUCUUCAUGCACAAUAAUCACUAAAUUACAUGUAUAUUUGUGGAAUGCUAAUUUAAAUGAUUAAAUUAUAAACUGUGUAUUUAUCAAAUGGGUAAAAAGACUCAACUUUUGCGCAUUAUGAUACUGCUGAAUGUGUAGCUUGAGGUGUUCCUGCACUUUUCUUCUAAGGCUACUGAAGUUACAUGUUUCUGCCUAAUAUAUUUGCUACCGGUGAUGAGGACAGAUAUCACUUGUAGAGAACUAUUUUUGUAUAAUGGUAGAAGUUUUGAAUUUUAUGGGGUAUUUUGUCAAGUACUGAAAUAAAAAUGACUUCACCAUUUUAAA